AUUGUCCAAGGGGCCACAGCACCCAGCACCUUGCAGGCCCCAGGCUCUGCCUGGUUGCUUCCCUCUGUCAGGUAGACAGGUGUUAGUACCAAGCCAACAAGCAAUCCAAGGACUAGCUACUCCCAAAAGCCUUAGGCUGCUUCAUCCUCCUCUUCCUGAGGUGAGAAAAGAGGCAAUACAGACCUGCAUCAUACCCAUUGCUCUGACCAGGGCCUGACACCCCAGCCCGGUGUCAUACAGCCUGUUGGCUUACAGUGGGAGCGAGGACAAGACAACCUGAAAUAACAGCCAGGGAGCAUACCAAGUUUCACUGUUGGCUGUGAGACUGCUGGAGCAGGCAUGGCUACAGGGGUGAGCCAUUUAGUAGCUACCAGUUCUUCACAGAGACUCAUUUGGCCAUCCGGUGGGGCUGAGCCUCUUCCUUCCUGUACACCAUUGCCUUUUAUUUCCCUCAAGUUCUGCCCAAGCUUCUGCCUCCAGUCCUACAUGCAACAAAAGUCCAGGCAUGCCUUCAAAAUGGCUGCCCACAGGAAAGCCAAAGAGCUGCUUGAUUGAAGCAGUUGCUGUGGUCUCCCUUGUGCUCCCAGUAAUAAGGAUUAUCAUAGGUAGAGAGAGCAGAGUGUGUAAUGUAGUCUUUAACUGGGAGCUGACAAGAUGACUCUGUCAGUAAAGGUGUUUGCUGUGCAAGCUUGGGGACCUGUGUUUGAUCCCCAAAACUUGAAGGAGAGAACCAACUCCAGAGUUGUCCCCUGACCUCCACACGUCAUGUACAUGACACAUGCAGUCCCUUCCCCCACAUCAUACAGUAAUAAAUCAGCCUUUUAAUAAACAUAAAAAGUCCUUACCUAAGCUAAGCCCUGACUUUAAGGGAUUGGCAGCCAAAUUGCCAGAGGCUGUUUGUCACCCAAGGAGCAGAUAGCUGUAUCCCUUGAGUUGACUAGCUGAUUUUUCAGGCCCUUUUAGAUAGCAAUAACAAGAAAUGUCUGUGUUUGCAUAAAGAGGGAUCAUGUAUCAGGGGAGCCCUGGACUGUACCCUGUACAUUUUGGUUCAUCCUGGGAGCAUCUAGGUCCUUCAGUGUUCAGCAGAGCUUGGGGUUGCAGACCAAGGAAAGAAGUAAGACUUUAGACAGCAGAGUCAAAAGAGAUGGUAACUGUGGGUUGUGUGAGCACUGAGGGCUAGAUAGGUGGUGGAGAGGGAAGUGGUGCCUCAGGUUCUAAGUUCUAGAAUCUGCUCCAAAGACCCCCCAUGGCCAAACUGCAUGGUGGAUGAGCAGCUGUCUCUGUUUAGUGUCUAGCAGUUAAGGACCGUCCUUUGCUCAGCAUCCCUUGCUCAACAUCAUUGCUUGUUGUCUGUGGCUGAAGCAGAAGGCAUUAUUGGUCUUCAUGAGAUCACAGAGGCUGUUGCACAGGCCCCGCCCACUUCCUAGACCCUGGUUCUCUCUGCCUCCAUGCCAAGUUCUAAAUGUCCUGGGUCAGGGAGCUGUGGGAGCUCAGGGCUGGGCACCUCCCACGCCCCUGCAGGAGCAAGCAGGACAUGAAGAUUAUAGGCCUCUUUCCUCCUCUUCCUACUUGCCCUGAAUGCCCCCACUGCAGCUGUGGUGGCUCUUGGACUCUGACUACCUCAAAGACCCAACCUGGAAAGAUGCGGGCUGGUGGUGCCUGCCACCCAAGUUGGAGGCUGGAGGUGUGGGGGUGAGUGGAGGACUUGUAUUUGUGUGCCUAUGGCACAGCCUGGAAGUGAGUUCCCAAGCCUAAGGUGAGGUUCUAGUUCUGAGCCACCUCAAGAUGCAAAGGCCCUUUUUAUGGGGAGGAGCCAUUGCUGUCGUCAGUGUGCCAAAACCCCAAGAACCUGCCAACCCAAUCCUGAAGUUUCAGUGACCCAUACUAGCCUGUCAGCAGGUUUUAGAAUAGGUGGGAGAGGCAGUGAUGGGGCCACUGGCCAGCCCUCAGAUUUUGGGAUUAUGGCCUCUUCUCCAAGGCCCAAUUUAACCAUCUCCCUAGGGCAUGGAGAUUUUUAAGAACCUUCUGGAAGUACAGAAACCCCAGAGAUAGCUAGGAGAUCCUAGAUACAGAUUGGGGAGUUAAGAUAAGGCACUUAGAGGGUAUAGAGAAGACCCCAAAGAUCCCUUAUCUGCCCAGAGGCCUGGCUCAGCCCCAUCUGGUUCUUUCCUAGGCACCAAGGGGGUUACUUGCCCUCUGCCCUCCUUUUUGUCUGACCCUGCUAGUCUCUGCCCGUCUACAAGACUCCAGAAGCCUUAGCACCUGCGAGUGCACUGGGAAGGAAGCCCGGCCCCGAGAGCAGGGCCCAGGAGGAGCAGUCAACAGUGAGGACUAUUGACCACCAUGACCCUUAGGAAGAGGUCAGCACAUACACAGACAUGGGAGUUCCCCGUGGAGUCCCAGGGCAAGCAGUCCCUGCCAGAACCGACUCUAAAAGAGUCCCCGCCCAAGGACUCUGGCCUCAAGGCAGUUCCCACCACACAUACUCUCUAUGUGGGCCACCUGAAUCCCCAGUUCUCUGUGCCCGUGCUUGCCUGCUUACUGAGAGAUACCCUAGAGCGGCUGGAGCUGCCAGUGGCCCGUGAACACAUUGAGGUAGUAAAACGGGCACGGAACACUUACGCACUGGUACAGGUGGCUGCCCCCAAGGCUGCCCUGGCCUCCCUCCCCUGGCGCCUGCAGAUGGCCUUGGAAGAGCAGUUAAUCAUCAAAGAGCUCACAGCCCGUGGCAAGGAGCUGGUGUUUAGUGAGGGCUUGGAAUCUCUGAACCGCAGGGAGCAGGAGGACAGCGGUCCAAGCCCAAGCCACAGCCCUGGCACCAGCCCAGGCACCAGCCCUGGCACCAGCCCAGGCUUCAGGUGCCCACCGCUGCCCAAACUGGCAGACCCUUCCCCUAACUGCUGCUGGGCUGGGCAUCGGCAGACCUCUCAGAACCGACCCAGUGGCGUGCGCUCUGACAGUGCCAUUGUGCACCAGGAGAUCCUGGGCCAGGAGCAGCUAUUCCAGGGUGCCUUCCUUGGCAGUGAGACACGGAACAUGGAGUUUAAGCGAGGCGGCGGUGAGUACCUGAGCGUGGCCUUCAAGCACCACGUGCGGCGCUACGUGUGUGCCUUUCUCAACAGUGAGGGUGGCAGCCUGCUGGUAGGCGUGGAGGACAGUGGCCUGGUGCAGGGCAUCCACUGCAGCCACCGUGACGAGGACCGCACACGCCUGCUGGUAGACUCCAUCCUGCAGGGCUUCAAACCCCAGGUCUUUCCGGAUGCCUACACCCUCACCUUCAUCCCUGUCAUAAGCACCACAGCCAGCACGCCUCUCAAGGUACUCCGCCUGACUGUGCAUGCCCCCAAGGCACAGUGUGAGCCACAGCUGUACGAGACAGACCAUGGGGAGGUCUUUCUAAGGCGUGAUGGGAGCAUCCAGGGCCCGCUGUCAGUUGGUGCCAUCCAGGAAUGGUGCAGGCAGAAAUGGACAAUGGAGCUGGGCAAGCUGGAAGAGAAAGUGAAGGUGCUAACGGUGGAAAAGGAGCAGCUUCAGCAGCAACUGAGGCAGCGCCGCCGGCUCAUGACCUGCAGCUGUUGUGUCCUGUGAGGCUGUGAGGAAGAUGUGGGCUAAGGCCUGGAUUACAACAUACCUCAGCCACCCCUCUUCCUUAGCACUGCAUGCACAGGAGCCAUGUGGCUUCGCCUCAGAGCAGGCACAGUAACAUAGCUAAUAAACAGCUCUUGGCACAUCCCCAAGGGACCUUGCUUUGAGAAAACAUGGCUAGGCAUUCUACAGCUGAGCUCUAAGGGACUGUAACUCAUAUUCCAACUAAAUGCACCUUUUGCCUAAGCCAAUUCCAGUAGGCUAGGAAUUCUGUCAACCUGGAAAGGCCACUUGCAGCCACCAAGACCUACUGAGUUAGAGGGCACAGGCUACCCUGCAGCUCUCACCCAACUUACUAGAAUUUGCUUGUCAUCACUCCUUAUGUACUGGAAUGCCUGGUUAUUUCUAAGACACUGGUCAGCCAGCCAGAGGCUGUUGCUUCACAAGUCUCAUGGCCAGCCCUCAUCUGCUUAGGAGCCAGAGCCCACUCAGAUACCACAGCUCAGCAAGCCACCCAGCACCCACUGCAGCUCUGCCCUAACACCAAGCACGUGGGGCAACAGUGCCUACGUCUGCCUCAGUGGGCAAGGGGCAUUUUUGUCACAUUAUAUACUGUUAUCUGCUGGCUGUGGCAUGAGGGGCAUAGCCAAACUACUGCCUCCUCAUUAACUAGCACAAAAGCCAGAGCUGGAUCCUGCCCCACCUGCCCUGUCCACAUCCAUUUUACCACAAGAAAGCCACCUGUUCUAGCUGCUCCUGCUGCCCCUUACACCAGCCAUUUGUGCCACAGCAACCAACCCACCUCACCUCUAUACUGAAUGCUCCUCUGCCUAAAGCCUUCUUCCUUCAGAGAUGUAGCACUUAGCUUCCCCUCUAGGCUGCCCUUGAAUUUGUGGCACUCCAGGCUUCAAUAACCCCCACCCCCACCACCCUACUUACCACCGCUUGUGGCACCAAGGUGCUUGGAUUACAGGCAGGAGCAACUAUGCCCAACUUCUUUUUUUUUUUCCUUUUCCAUAGCAAUGUCAUAGUUUCUCCCACUAGGUCAGGCUGCUGUCAGGUUUAGUCUGUGCUCAGAACACACACAGGCAAUGUGGUAGGUGCCUAAUAAUUCCCUAAUGAGAUAAGAGAACUCUUAAAUUUGGGCUCUGACCUACCAGAUAAUCAGAGUACUGACACAGCAUUGUACAAGACAAGGGCCUCCAUGAAAGUGUUUAGUUAUCAGCCCUCUUUUCCGUGAGCUUGCUGGCUACACUGGGAGUAGACACCUAAGAAAAGGAUCGCGAGUGCUAUCAGGCAUUGUUUCCUCUUUGAUACAUGUGCAGACACAAACUAGUUUUGAAAAUCCAGUUCCCAUGCCCCACUCAACAGAUACUAGACGACCCCUAGACCCCUUACUGCUCAAGACCCAACUUUCCCAUGUAUCAAACAGGAUAGAACCCCUACCAACAUUCACAAUACUUCCAGGAACCAGACAUGAUCAUAAAUGUUCAUGACAGCUCACCAAAUUCCCUUUACUCACACACUGGUGUCCCCAGGGCUACAUGAAGAAUGUACUUCUGAGGCUGUGGCUCAGUAAUAGAGCACUUCACUAACUAGCAUGAGUAAAGUCAUGGGAUCUAGCCCCAAGAAAGUAAAAGAAUGAUUAAGUAAAGUCAUUUCUCAAGAAGCCAGAGGAGAAUGUUUGUGGGUACCACCCACCCAUGUGCUAAGUACCAUGCUAGACUCUGGUCCAGGUAGCACCAUCCUCAGAAGUACUUUCUCUGGAAGCCGGUUUUUGCAAAUACAGGUGGGCACAGAGAACACUGCUGCCACCUGCCCUUGUCCCCUAAGUCUGAGGUCAGCACACCAAGGACACAAGGGUAAAGCUUCUGAGCACUGGUAGUCACUGGGCAUAGAACACUGCCUUCUAGCACCAGCAAGCAUCAUUCUUGUCAGCAUGACAAACUCUGGAAAGCCAUGUGGGAUUCCCUUUUGCUGACAGGUUUUACAGGUAGCUAGCAUGUAGCAAUUGGUCAAUAGCAAGGCUAUCUUUGUCAGGAGAAAAACAUAGGGAUGCCUCUUCCAAACCACUCCACACCCAGCCAAGCCCUCAUUACUGUGGCAAGAGUGGUUUGUCCCUCUGGGAAACACUGCUUCAGUGUGGGAAGUGAUGGGACUACUGGGUGGGAAGAGAGAAGUAGAAUCAUCCACAAGCCAGACAGAAUCCAUAUAGAAGUAAACCUGAGCUCAUAGACAUGAAAGCAAAGACAGGAUGCUUUUGAUAGGAAUUAGAAGGAUAGGGCUCUGGGUCUCAAAGGUGACUGUGGCAUUAGACCAGGGAAUGAGAGAGGAGUCUGAAGUAGGAGUUAGGCAAACAGGUAAGACACAUUUUCCUUCCCAAGCCUCCAUGUCUCAACUUGUAGCAAGGCCUGUAGCCCAAGUGAGUGGAUGCCAACACCCUACAAAUUGACUUUAGAAAGACCCCUACCCCUAUGACCUUGAACUUCUGGGCCUGAACUCUAGAGGUCAAGAAUGAGUACAGAAUGGGAGAGAAAGCAGACCAGCUGUUUAAGACAGCCCAUGGUCACCUGGCUGGUUCCAUGUAUGAAGUGUCCUGUCUGUAGUGGGCAAAGGAUCUUGCAGGCAGCCAUGCUUCCUUCUCGUAGCACACAGCACCAAUUGACUUUUAAUCCCUUGGCACAUGAUAUGUCAUGACAACCUAAUUGAAACCUUGCUGAAAAAUCCUAAUAGCUACUAAGGCUUACAUCGUAGUUUGACACUCACUCAGACUGCUCACUGAGGCUGGCCCAAAAGAAGCCCUGGCAUUGAAGCCCAGUGCCCAUGGAAAAGCACCCCAGGCAGUGAGAGAAGAAGAAAGUACACCGGUGGUUCUGCAUUAUUUAUUGAGUUAGGAGUAUACAUGGAGCCAGCCCACCACACUGUAGGCACAUGGCCAUGCCCACUAUGUCACAAUAAGAAAAUAACUUCAAAUUGCAUUUCAACUGUAUAACACCAUUCUGGAAGAAAAAAAUACCCUCAAAUCAAAUGCUGCAUACACAAGAGAGGGCUUCAGAACCAGUUACCCUAAGAUUCCUUGUUUCUUGACCCCUUGAUACAAGGAGUAUACUCAGCCCCAGGAAUACAAAGUGUAGCCAGAGACCCAGAGUUUUUAUGUGACACUUUAUAGACAGACCUUGUGUGAUGUACCGAAGAACCAAACAUCCCUCUGGAUGGUGAAGGUCAAUCACAGCUGGCAUCAAGUCCCCUACAACUCAGCAGCACUGAGAUUCCAACAACACCCACAGUUAGCAGUCUAGCACUGGAAGCCCUGGCACCCAGGGAAAAAACAGCAACUCACUCAAACGACAGUGAUUCAAGUGGCUGGAAAGAUAAACAAGGUGGUUGGUGGCCUUUAACCAGCCGCUGGCCACUAUCAGGUCCCAUCCAGAGUCCUGCUUCCCAAUCUCAGAAACAAACCUCGAAGGAAUUGUCCCAUAAAUACACAUAUUGCAGGAUCCAGUAUAAAUGAUGGGACAUGCAAGUGACAAAAGUUUUCCAAAUACCUUUUCCCCCAUAAUAAAAUAAUCUUAAUAAAAACAUAAUUUAAAAGAAGUGUCAAAAGCAGAGUGUAAAAUCAUAGCUGUAAACUAUCAAAAGUUGAAGGCUUUCUUGAAGAAUCAUCCUGUUUAAAAAAAAAAAAAGCUAGAAUUACAUGAUAUUUUUUAGAGAAGUGUCAGAACUUAGCUGCCAGCCCACACAAGGAAUAAGGCCUGUUCCUGUGGGAGAAUGACAGAAGCAAUUCCACAGAAUACAAUUCCACAGAAUCACACCUUCAACGCCUUGCAGCAACCUCUGUGCCUCAGUCACAUACAAGUACUCUGUCCACAGCACUAGCCUGUUUCAAGACUGCUGAUGGGUAGGCAACUCCCAAUGAGUGGCAAAUGGAGGAAUGUGGGCAUAUACACAUGUACGUACGCUAAUGUGUAGAGGACAGAGGUUGACAGGCAUCUUCUUGUCAAUCUCCAGCUUGCUUUAUGAAACAAUUUCACAAAGACUCUGCAGCUCACUGGUACAACUAGGCUAGUGGGCCAAUGAGCUCUUAGGGAUCUGUGCUACCUUUUUUUUAACUAAACCUUAAAAAUGUCACUUACCGGAUCAGUCCUGAUUUAUUGAUGGAAACUUCAGUUCAGUGAUUUCAGAGUCAGGGGAACUGCUCCCACUUCUGUCACUAUAAGUAUCCCUAUGGAAUUCAAAAGGUUUACUCAUUUCUCAUUAAACACUCACUUUACUUCCCCAUCUUCAUAACCAGUGUUAUACAGUGGUACGUGUCCACACAUGGUAACUACAUAUAUGAGGCUACAGAGGAAUUUCUUUCCUCUAGCUCCAAGAGAUACACCCCCCUCCCCAAUAUUUCACCAUUUAUAUGUUAACUACCAACUCAGAGCAACCAGUUUCAGACAUAAGUUAUAGAGCAUAAGCCCACCUGGUUGUGUCCUAAGCAGACAGGAUCUGCUCAGCAGCAAUAACAGAACCCAGAAACUACAAAGAUGAGGCCUGGCCUAAUGGCAGGAGCCGCCUAACAAAACCCCAGGGAAAGAACAGGAACCUUCACAGUAUAUUGAGUAGUGCGCAAUCACCUACACAAGGCCCAGGCCCUGGCACCUAUGGCUUUUUCUUAGUACUGUGUAAAGCCUCACUGUGAUGAGUUAGUGUGCCCACCUGGGUGAGAGUCGGCAACCUUUCUGAAGGUAAUGUGGGAGCCUCCCCACAGAGGCCAGAAGAAGGCCAAAGUAGGGAGGGGAGGGCUUGAUGGGCCUGGACAGGAACUCAGGGUGAUAUUGCACCCCAACAAAGAAUGGAUGAUCUGUAACAUUCAGAAGGAACAAUUAGUACUCUGUGCAUCAAGUGAAAAGAUGAGACAAAAAUAUAUAUAUAUUACUCAAGUGUAGGUAAAGGGAACCCCAGAUUAUCCUGUGACUUGCACAGGCUGAGCCACGCUGUUCACAUAAAAAUUGAGCCAGCUCUUCAUGCUGAGGGAAGUACCAUGGCUGCUGUGGAAGCCAGGCAUAGGGAUACACAUCCCUUCUUGGGAACCUUGUCAGAAGCUCCUCCCCAGACACUGCUGCCUUCUCAAUACCAAGUCAGGAGCAAAAGCAGCACACUUUCCUUUUUAUUGAGACAGUCUGGCUCUGCAGCCCUGGUUGACCUAGAACUCAUGAUCCUCCCCCUCAGCUCUCCUGGGACUGCAGGAGUGUGACACCACCACACCUGGGUGGCACAUUUUUCUAUUUUCCCACACCUGGGUGACACAUUUUUCCAUUUUCCCACACAAGGAAACUUCACUGUACUUUCUCCAUUUUAUCACUACCCAGACAGUCACCUUCCAAUUCCACAAUCUCCAUCCUCUCGCCUUCAACAUCUUGGCCAACAAACUUUAAGCCUUGCUCUUCCAAGCACUUUUUCAAGACUGGAUUCACCUGGUGGGACAGAAGAUCUCAUUGUUUUGCUUCUCCAUUAUUUUGUAGAGUAACAGAAGCAGCAGGCUUUUAGCCUCACCUCAAAUCGGUGACGGUGCCUCUCUUCCAAGUAGUCUACGUCUCCAUAGAGUUUCCCUGCAGAAAACCAAGCAGUUUCUAUGACUUCUGUCUGCACAAAGAGUCUAUGCAAACUACUAACUAUUUCCAGUCCACUCUUUCAUGUAGGUUACCAAAUUUGCUAGUCACGUUCUCCUGCUCUUGAUAUAAUUCCAAUGAAUAAUUCCUGGGGCUCUGGCUCCUCUGCGCAAAUCAAGAACCAUAGCAGGAACAAACUUUAACCACCUCCCUUGAACACACCAUUACUAAAUGAAAAGCACUGUGCUGCUGGGAACCAUCACAGGGACACAACAGGCCCUCCCAGAAAGCCAGGUCCCUAAGAACAGUGUGGGAAAGGGAAAUGAAAAGCUGGUUGGUACCUCGUAACUGGAUGAACAGGGACAGUGUAUGCAAAUGGGGUGCUUACUGACUCACUCCUCACUGCCUACUGAGACCCCAAACCCACAGAAGACCACAGUUGGAAGAACUUGAAAAUGGUACUCAUUCAUGUCAAACUAGUCUGACUGGAAUCCCCAAACAUGGGUACCUUUACCAAUGGUUAAAAGAGCAGUAUCCCCAUUAGGCAAAGAGUCUAAUAGGUUCAUUUUCUUAAGUCAUUCUUCUCCUCAAUUCCCCUAAGUUUUUAACCACAAUCAUUUUUUUGUUAGAAUAAAAUGUAUUUAAACUAUGUAAAAUUGUUUCCACAGUUCUAUUUACUAGUAUAAGAAAGUUACCACAGAUUGCAAUGGAUUUAACCUAAUGGCCUGUCUUAUUGAGGUCCUCACACCCAAGGACCCAGGUGCAUUAUCAGAGAACACCUGGCUAACAUAGUACAUCCUAAACAAGCAUAUGAGAUGAGAAGGAAAAAAAUGCAAAAGUAGGAACAAAACCAAGAAAAGGCUGGCCUGGCCCUUUGGAGCUGUAGCACCACCUAGCACACAUGUCCUGCAUAGACAAGGAUAAAAGCCAAGACUCAUGGGAAACAACUUACUCAUGACUGAAUUCUUGGUCUGGAACAGGGUUCUCCUCUUGCCCAGCCUCAUGGUUCCACCCAUCUGCCCAGGGUUAUGUUCUGGCAUGUCUAUAACCUAGAGAUGUUCAGAAAACAAGUCUGACCACCAAACUGCUUCUGUUAAAACCUGACCUCUUUCCCCAAGUGUAGCCCUCCAGGGGAGGAGCUCAGACUGUCUCAUGAUGCUGUCCCCUGCCCUAGUACCUGAGAUGCCAAGUACUGUGCUACGGCAUAGCAACAUGGACACAAGACUAGUCAUGACACAGCUAUGCCCUGGGUCUGAGAAAAGGAUACAAGACCAAGAGCCACUAGCAAGUCUGUAAACAGGGAGACUGUACCCAGAAAGGGGUGGUAGAGCUCACCUAUUGGCCCAACAUGCCUGAGCACCUUAUAAAACCCUCCUGACCUCUCUGUGCUCCACUCCCUCAUCCCAUCAUUGUUCUUACAUUAACAAAACUUCAACUUCAGAAGAAAUAUGCAGAUGCUAAGUCAAUGAAAUAAAAAACCUUGUCCACCUUGUCAUAGUGUCCUCAGUGACAAAACAGUCCCUCACACACAACCAAUGCUCAUCAGAUAUAGAAUACUGGAAAAACAAAUGCCUAUGCAUGCAUGUCACUCAUGGGCUAGGGAUUCAAAAACAAAGACACAGCCCUCCCAAGUGACCCUUAGUAGCACCUCAGGCCACAUGCCUCCAGGUAAUCAACAACAGGAGGAUUGUGAAAAGCUAUGCUUAGCACUAAAGAAAUCACCACCCCUUCCUUAGCUCAUCAACCCUGACCCUGUCUAUCUUCUAGGACUGACACUGGGAAGAACAUGAACUGUUAAAUAUAGAGCUCUGAGAAUAGUGGCUACCAUAUAGCAAGCCUCCACACACAACUCCUACCAGGAGCUGAGGGGAUGGAGAGCUAUUUCACUCAGGAACCUCCUCUUUCUGGCAGGGACCACACCUGUCUUUUAAAUACUUCCUAUGGUAACCUGGAAAGACUGGUGAGGAACUAGGUAAAAACUCAGGAAGUCCUUGUCAUGAAGCCUGAAGGGUCUGUGGGAUGCAAUGGCUCACUGCCUAUUACCAUCCCCUGCUUCACAUAUGUGCUUCCAGCCCUUUAAGCCCCUUAGAGGUUCAAACGCUUGACUCACCACAGGAUGACUAGUCUUAGGGUCAAACUCUGUAGAAUUGGCAUCUGAAAAGUUAAAAUAAUUGAGUUAUGAAAACAGCUAUAAACACUGGGCAGUGUUGGCGCACACCUUUAAUCCCAGCACUCAGGAGGCAGAGGUAGGAGGAUCUCUGUGAGUUAUAGGCCAGCCUGGUCUACAGGGUGAGUUCUAGGACAGCCAAAGCUGUCUCAACAAAUAAACAAAACAACAGCAAAAAAAGGUAUAAACAAAACCUGUUACUAGUUUUAUGCUAAGCAUUAGAAUCAUGAGCUCUCUCUCAGUUUGAAGUCAAUGAUUAUGGGCUGGGAAGAAUGGCCAAGUAGUUAAAGCACUCGGCUGCUCUUACAGAUGACCCAGGUUUGGUUCCUAACACUCACAUGGUGGUGAUUACCGUGUUCAAAGUGAGGAUCUUGAGACAAGAAAGGCAGGAGCAGUAGCUGAAGGCCUGCUUGCUCAGGUGCUCCCUCAGACAUGUAAAGUGGUUCAUGCACCACUAUUAACAAGGCGCCUACUUCACUGAACACUGAGAGGUGCUGAGAAAGCAGGCAUCAUGCUCACAACCACCAGCAUACAGUGGCUGUCAGGGCCUCCAGGUGUCAGUUGCUAAAUUUACACUUACCUUGCCAUCCCAGCACAUUUCUUGAAAAUUCCACCACUGCUAGCUGCAUUCCUAAGCACACACC
Meriones unguiculatus (Mongolian gerbil) is the source of this 11990-nucleotide messenger RNA. RefSeq names its product schlafen like 1 (gene Slfnl1). The record is from RefSeq and is a predicted model, not a curated record. The transcript has 4 exons. NCBI's taxonomy places the organism in Eukaryota, Metazoa, Chordata, Mammalia, Rodentia, Muridae. The coding region runs from base 2344 to 3588 and encodes 414 amino acids.